Messenger RNA from Nomia melanderi (Alkali bee), 3396 nucleotides. The record is from RefSeq and is a predicted model, not a curated record. Lineage: Eukaryota; Metazoa; Arthropoda; Insecta; Hymenoptera; Halictidae.
AUGCAGAGGAUAUCCAUAGCUGAGGAAGAAGGUGAUGAGGAUGAUUACUCCGCGUCAGCGUGCGCGAUCAUGCAGCGUCGAAGCUCUAGCCGACGGCAAAGUAGGCGGAAACGACGUCCGUCGUCACCUUUCAGCGUUGAAGCGGAAGCUACUCUCCGCCGGAGAUCCUCCGUUUACACUAUCAGUUCUGGAGAUACUGCUGUUUCAAUAGAGGAAAGCGGCAGCCAAGAGCAGAUAUUCGAGAAACUGAAGAUGCACAAGGAAGUGUUGAGCGGCGUUAAACAACAACCAUGGCCACUCCGUCGCAAGAUCAAGCUUGUGAGACAAGCGAAGUCGUAUGUUCGAAGGCACGAAGGUGUUCUUCAGGAACGCCUUGCCCAAACGAGAAGCACUAAAGACGCCAUCGCGCGUAUUUCGCUUUUCACGACAAAGAUAACAACUAAAUGGCAAUACUUCCGAAGAGAAUUGGUCAAUCUUCAAACAUGGCUAAUCCCCUGGGAACUUCGGAUCAAAGAGAUCGAGUCGCAUUUUGGCUCCGCGGUUGCUUCCUACUUCACUUUCCUCCGAUGGUUGUUUUGGAUCAAUCUCGUCAUGUGUGUCAUCAUUACUGCCUUCGUAGCGAUCCCAGAGGUGCUCACCGCGGAUCCAGCCGCCGCAGGUGAACGGAAGAUCAUGCUCAAAGACGAGAAAAUUAAAUCGAAACAUCUGCUAACACUGUGGGAGUUCGAGGGGAUUUUGAAGUAUUCUCCGUUCUUUUAUGGUUGGUACACCAAUCAAGACUCGAAGAGCGGAUACAGGCUGCCACUCGCUUAUUUCGUCACCAAUUUGGUCAUCUAUGUCUACAGUUUCGUCGCCAUAUUGCGCAAAAUGGCAAAGAAUUCGAGAUUGAGCAAGCUCACCGAGAAAGAGGACGAAUGCAUUUUCUCGUGGAAAUUGUUCACAGGGUGGGAUUUUAUGAUCGGCAAUCCGGAAACCGCGCAUAAUCGGAUGGCCAGCAUCGUCCUUGGAUUCAAGGAAGCCUUGCUCGAGGAAGCUGAGAAGGAAAAAGACGAAAGAAAUUGGAAAGUUAUAUCGAUGAGAAUCUUCGUGAACAUUUCCGUGAUAUCGUUACUGGCACUAUCAGCGUAUGCAGUAGUAAAAGUAGUCGCGCGGAGUGCUCAGGAGUUCGAGCAGAACGACUGGUGGAGGCAGAACGAAAUUACAGUGGUAAUGUCCCUAAUCACGUACUUAUUUCCGAUGUUCUUUGAGAUAUUGGGCCUGAUGGAAAGCUAUCAUCCGAGGAAACAGUUACGCCUGCAACUAGCACGAAUAAUGCUACUUAAUUUAUUGAAUCUCUAUUCACUGAUAAUUGCGCUGUUUGAAAAAAUCGACUCAAUGCAAGACCUACGAGAUCUGCAACCAACGAUCACAAAUUGUUCAUACAAACCCAUCGAGUGCAAUAAUCAGAUCACGAAGUCGCCACACUUCGCUGCGUUAGCAUCCCUGAGUUUAAUACUAGCAGGCAACGUCACUAGUCUACAACACCAAAAUGAAACAACAUUGCCAGAAAAUUCAAUGAUGCCCAAAGGUUUCUACCUGAACCCUAUACUCGACGACAAGUCGCUCGAAGAGAUCUACAAUGUCGGCGAUUAUACUUACUCGGAUUAUAUGUACGAUAUCGACGGGGGAGACUCAAAAACUGUCGAGCAUAAUGAGACGUUAUCUUCGAUAGAGAACAUUUUUCAGGAAGACAAUUUCACAUCGGAAAUUACUAAUACAAACGAAACCACGGACGUUACUCCGAUUCUUGUCGAUAAAGAUUUCAUUGGUACACAUUCUAUCGACUUGAUCGGCGACACUAACGAUACGAUGUUCAACGUGUCAAUGCCUUACGACGAAGCCAGUGAUUCAACUGUGAAUAUAAAUUAUACAACAGUCACGGAUGAGGAUUUGAUUACUAUUUCUUCGUCUGAGGACACUGCUGCAGAGACUCAAGCGACUGAUGAGUACUCUAUUCCUAACAUACUACAAACUGAUACCGAAUCGUCGGUCACGACUACUUUUAUCGAAGAGUCUAAUGAAUACUCGACGGAACAGGUGACAAGCAUUUCCGGCAAUAGUGAUUCUUCAGUCAACUCAAUGAACGAGCAUGUGAUUCCUCUCAAACAAGACUACGAUGUUAGAUGUUUCGAGCAAAUUUGCACGACGACCACGCAGGACACAAUUGCCUCGUCGAAGGUGUUGGACCUGAAAACACGAAAAAAGCUGCGUCGUUUGUGCUGGGAGACGAUGUUCGGUCAGGAACUGGCAAAGUUGACAGUCAUGGAUUUGGUGCUGAUCAUAGUGAGUACGCUCAGUAUAGACUUCUUCCGGGCAGUUUUCGUUCGUUACAUGAACAGCUUCUGGUGCUGGGACCUCGAAAAACAGUUUCCUCAAUACGGGGACUUUAAAAUAGCGGAGAACAUACUUCAUUUGGUCAACAACCAGGGGAUGAUCUGGAUGGGAAUGUUCUUCAGUCCGGGCUUAACUGCACUGAAUCUUCUGAAACUCGGUAUUGUCAUGUAUCUGCGAUCCUGGGCGGUUCUUACAUGCAACGUGCCACACGAAGUGAUCUUUCGCGCCUCCAGGUCCAACAAUUUUUACUUUGCUCUGUUGUUAACGAUGCUUUUCCUGUGCGUACUGCCGGUCGGUUACGCGAUCGUUUGGGUGGAGCCAUCUUGGCACUGCGGCCCGUUUUCUGGUUACAAGAAGAUCUACCAUUUGGCAACCAAACAACUCACGAACUCUCUUCCGGAACCUAUACAAAGAUGUCUGGAUUACAUCGCUUCACCGGGCAUCGUGAUCCCACUGAUCGUUUUAAUGACUCUAAUCAUUUAUUACAUGGUGUCUCUUACCGGAUCCUUGAGAGAAGUCAAUGAUGAUUUGAAGUUACAAUUGCGCCACGAGCGAACAGAAGAGCGACGCAAACUGUUCAAAAUCGUAAAAAAAAGGGAGGAGCUUGUCGACGCGCCGUUCCUAAAAUGGAAAAAGAUGUUGCCGGCCUUGUCUAAACGAUCGACGAGGACCAAAGCACCCAAAGCUGAACCGGAGGAAACUACUGUACCGAUUGAGAACUCGGUUGAACUGCACGGGAGGAAUCGGUCCUCAUCGGAACUGGCAGAGCUAACGGACGUUGAAGAGGAUAUCUUAUUCCAUGAUCAAGUAUGCGCUCAACAUUCCUUGGAAAACAAUUACAAAGAGAAAGGACCAAUUAGGGCGCGUACCGGAGUAACAACAAGGAUUCUACACGACUCCUGGGAAUCUCAAUCCAGCGACUGCGCGGUGAUACCGGAAAUCCGGAUAAACGAAGCCGAGGGGAGAUCGGAGAGUCAUCGCUCGAUUUCUGUGGAGAAUCACGACCCUAGUCGUGCGAAAUAA